This is a messenger RNA of Xenia sp. Carnegie-2017, 1323 nucleotides long. RefSeq names its product BTB/POZ domain-containing protein 6-B-like. Bases 19 to 1323 code for a protein of 434 amino acids. The transcript has a single exon. Gene Ontology annotation, molecular function: protein binding. NCBI's taxonomy places the organism in Eukaryota, Metazoa, Cnidaria, Anthozoa, Malacalcyonacea, Xeniidae. Gene Ontology annotation, cellular component: cytosol. Gene Ontology annotation, biological process: neurogenesis. The record is from RefSeq and is a predicted model, not a curated record.
UCAUUUUUAUUGAACAUUAUGGCGAGUUGUUUGGAGGUAAAAGACAUGGAUUUGGAAUGGCAGACAUCAAAGAGCACUGUGCUCGAACGAAAUAAACAAAUGUUAAACAAUCCAUAUUUAAGUGAUGUUUUAAUCACGUGUGAAGGCUUUGAUGAGGAGUUUUAUGCUCAUAAGUACGUUUUGUGUACAAGUUCAUCUGUACUCGAUGGCAUGUUGAACGGCGAUGGAUUCGCAGAUAUGUUUAUCAACUCAAUUCAUAUUAGUGACUCUGAUCCCAUAAGCAUUUUGUCGUUUCUUACAUUUUUAUAUACAGAUGAUUGUUCUUUGCUUUCUUCAAAUAUUAUCUCUGUUAUGUCGUUGGCAAAAAAAUACAAUGUCCCUUCGCUUCUUCACAAAUGUAUUCAAGACAUCUCGAGUAUUUUAAAUCCAAAUAAAACGCUGGGAAUAUUACAGAAAGCGAUUGAAAAAGAACACAAUGAGUUGUUGAGUGAAUGUUGGAAAUUUGUCGAGAGUUUCACAGAUGAAGUGGUGAACUCCGAAGAGUUUAAUUGUAUGUCUUAUGAUAUGUUAGUGAGCUUAUUGAAACGCAAGAAUUUACAAAUUGCCGAAGUGGAUUUGUUUCAAGCAGUUCUACGUUGGUCUGAUUAUCAUUGUGUCAUGAAUAGUUUUGAAUUGACUCCCGAGAAUAGACGUUUCAUGAUGGGCGAUGCUAUUUACGAAAUCCGUUUCCUAGCAAUGACGCAGGAGGAGUUUGCGCAGUACGUCUCACCUACUCGUUUGUUGUCGUUCGGCGAAAUGGUUCCUAUAUAUGAGAAGUUUAAUGGGGUGUAUUCCCCGGAGUUAGAAUGGAAAGAGGCCACUAGAGAACGCAAUCCCAUUACAAUAAAAUGUCCCAAAUUUUCUCCAACUAAAAUUUUACCAAAAUCCCUUUCUGACAACACUUAUUUCCUGGUCAGCUUCUCCGCCAACAAAGAUCUUUUUCUUCGUGGAGUUUGUCUGAACGUUAAACCCAACGAAAAAGUGACAGUUUAUCUUAAAAGAGCUCAACCAAACGGUGGUUAUAGUUGUGAAACACCUUACAUAAAUAUUUCAUCCGGUAACAUGAUGUUUACUAAACCUAUUGAAGUAUCUUGUGGAAGUGUUGUGACGUUGCUGGCAGUAAUGAUGGGCAGUUCAUUUGGCUAUUAUGAAUUCGCCGAACAUAUAGUGACGCAAGUUGAUGACGUAGUAGUGACGUUUAUCGAAACGUAUUUGCCACAUUCGUGUGAGUCAGGUUGCGUUAUUCCCGAGGGUUGUUUUGAAGAGCUACUAUUCUCUGUAUGA